CAGGGAGGGCCGCGCUGUGCAUUGUGGGUUGAGCCGCCCAGGUUGAUCUACGGGGCUCUCGGGGUGGCAGCACGGAGCCAGGACCCCCCCCCGGUCCUUGGGUGACCCCCUCGCUGGAGUCCCCGUGGCGAGACCCCAGCGGUGGGUCCCCUUUGCUCGUCCCCUGCACGGCCCCGCGAUGCGUUCUCACAUGUCCCAGGGUGGCCCCAGGGUGGCACGCUGAGGCGUGGCGGGGGAGAUGGCCGCUCGGCCGGUGCCCUGGUGGGUGACGUGGCUCCACGGGUUUCCCCACCUCGACUUCAGUCUGCGGCCCGUGGACUCCACCUUCGCCCCCGACGACCCCGCCUACCAGCAGUCCUUGGCAUUCCUGGCCGGAAUCGUGGGCGCCUGCCUGACCUUUAACCUCCUGGUGGUGGCCAUCUACUUCCUGUGCCGCUGCUGCCGACGGUCGCUGCACCGCGAUGGCGCGGAGCUCAAGCGCGGGCGCUCGCGCUGCGCCGUGUGGGUCGUCGUGUGCGCGGCGCUCAUGUGCAGCGCGGCGAUUGGCGUUGGUUUCUACGGCAACAGCGAGACGGACGACGGCGUGGAGCGUUGCCUCGAGGGCCUGCAGAGCACCCGCGAAACCAUCGACACCGCCACCACGCUGGUGGGCAACACCCUCACCUCCCUGCGGGACGAGGUCACCCCUGACCUGCUGUCCCUAGAGAAGGCGUACGCCAAGCGUGCAGAGUUCCUACGCCUCGUCAGACAGGCGCGCGUCCACCUGGGCACCCUGACGAGCCGGCUGGACGCCCUGCUGCCCCUGUGGAGGGACCCCUCGGGCCAGGGGGGCAGCACCUUGAGCUGGCUGCAGGAGCAGCUGACCAUUGUCGAGUUCUACCGGUGGCUGGCCUACGUGCUGCUACUGUCGGUCGACCUCUUCACCUGCCUCUUGGUUCUGCUGGGGCUGGCCAAGCAGUCGCGCUGCCUCAUCAACCUGGCCGUGCUCAUGGGACUGCUCAUGCUCCUCGCCCACUGGUCCACGUUCGCCCUGCAGCUCGCCGGAUCCGUCAGCGCAAGCGACUUCUGCUUUGCACCGCGACAGUUCCUCGCCAACGUGACGCAGGCGCUCGGCACGGUGGAGCGAGACACGCUGAGCUACUACCUCGAGUGCCGCCCGUCCUCCGUCAGCCCGUUCCAGACGGGCCUGACAGGCAGCGUGCGCGCCGUCUCCGAUCUCCAGUCGCUCGCGCUGGAGCUGCUGCUCUUCGGGGCCGUGGAGGUGCCAAGGACACGGAAGGACCUGGGCAAGGUGCAGGCGGAACUGAACGUGACGGAGACGGCCGUGCACCAGCUCACGGCGCUGCUCGACUGCCGGGCCCUCAACAAGGAUGUGCUGGCAGGGCUGACUGGCAUGUGCUGGGACGGCCUCAAGGGGCAGCUCCUGCUGUCGCUGUUCUCGCUCACGGGGGCCAUCGCCAUGAGCUGCAUCGUCUGCGCCAUCCCCACUGCCUGCGCGCGCUUCCGCAAGAGGGAGCGUUGCCGCGAGGACAACGAGGACCCGUUUGGGCCGCGCGCCAGCGGCGCCGCGUACCGCCACGCAGGCCGCAUGGCCUUCUCCAGCCUCUACAGCUACGGCAGCAGCUUCGGCAGCGAAGGCAGCCUCCCCGCUCUGGCGCACUGCCCGCCCUCGCACGGACUCGGCGCCACCGUGCCCUCCGCCUCCUCCAAUGCCGCCGCCGCCAACCUCGCCAACGCCGGGGGGGGCGGUAGUUACACCGAGGAGGUGGGUCCCUUCAACAACAACCCCAUCUACGAGGAGGCCACCUUCUCGCGACGCCAGUCCCCGCCGCCCUCCCUGUUUUUGGCUGCUAGCAACGGGGCCAAUGGCCUCCUGUGGCAACCAAACACGCGGGACGGCGCAAGUACGCGACGGCUAUGAGGCACCAUGGCACACGCGAGCCACGAGGAAGCCCCGCCCGGUUGGCAUGACAACCGGCCUCCUGGUACCACGCAGAUGCUGGCAGUGUCUGACGCCAGCCCCUGGCCCCCCCCCCCCCCCCCCACUUCAUCCCUCCCCCUCUUCCUCGCUCCCUCCCUCCCUAACUACCCUCUCUAAUUUGCUCCAGUCCCUCGCAUCCAUCCUCCUACUUGUUUAUCUCCACUGUCCUCUUGCCAUUUCCCCCUCUCAAUGCUCUUCCGCGCAUAACAGGUUGCUAUAGGCAGCUGCGGGACCAUGCGGUGGGCAGCAGAGAGCAGCGCAGAACAAUCCACCGUUGUACUGUAUUUCUGUGCUCCAGCUUCUAUGUCCCCACUUUUACCAACGUGGUCAAUUAUGGCCAGGUGAGAUAACCGCCCCCGCCACCCCGCGGCGCACAGAGCACGGGGGAGUCCGUCAUCAUCCAGCAGUGGAUUGACAAAAGGGGGGGGCGCGUGCACACGCUCGUAUGUCCCGGAAUCUCUGCCUCUCACCCUGCCUCCUGUGUCUCACCUCUACCUUUAACCGUCCAUGCUCCCCCCUCCUCCUCCUUGACCGCUCCGUUCCCGCAUGACACUUUCUGUUUUAAUAUCGGCAACGACGAGAAGGGGACCACUCAUGCGUUUCCCGCGCCUGCACGCGGCGCCGCGGCUCGCGUCGCCAUGGCGAUGGGAAAUGAAACCGAGUGGUCGCCACGCCACGCCACACGUGGUGCACUUGAGUUCAACGGCACCGGGCGCUCCGCUGAGUCCAUGGGCCCAGGGCGGAGAUGGCCACCGCUCCGAGGGUGGCACGCACUUCUCUAGCCGUUCCCAUCUCAACAGCGUCGGCUUGCGUAGUGACGUGCCAACCACGACACGCAGCGUUCGCAACUGAUACGGUUAAAUACGAGGGGGACUCUUUGAUCACCCCGCUCGCUUCAAACGGCUUUCGCCGAUGGUACGUUUGAUUCGAAUUAACGGGGUCCAUUCUGUCCCGAUGACGGAAUCGGUCGCGUUUUAAGUUCAAGUUCAUUUAUUAUUAAGUGAACACGCGGAAAGCCGCGCGGCUGGCAUGGCCCCCGCCAAGGAGGCUACUGGCGUCUCCCACCCAUUGUUGCCAUUUAGCUCCUGAACGUGUCGCUGCCAUGAGAAAAGAAUGGAGUAGAAUCAAGCGGUCGACGCAUAAUGCGCUGCUGUUGGCCACGCACAGAGACGUAGGAAUCGCCCAAAGUGCUGCUCACCCUCAGGUGGUAGCGCCCAGCGAAACAUCUGGCCUUGGCCCAUGGACUCGUGAGGUCACGUGCCGAUUCGACCGAGCGUCUCGCUCUCCCUAGCGUCACGCGCACAGCAAUGGAUCAGUGGCUCCCGACGUCUCUGCAACCCCCCCCCAUCUACUCCGGGACGACUUGGUCAUGGUGCCCACUGAGCUAUAUAUCUCUUCUUAAGAAGCGACCGGGCCACAAACGAUAGCACAACGAAGUGGCUUAUGCGCGUGGACAUUUACAGCAGCUGAAUAAUCUAAACACGUGAUGUUGAUUCGAAAUGUGGGGCGGGGUGGGGGGAAACCGGAGGACCCGGAGAAAAAUCAACGUGACCACGGGGAGAGAGACACCGCGAACUCCACAUACGUAGCGGGCGUCAGGGUUGGGAUGGAACCCACGACCUCCUGCAUACCAGGCGAGGGAGAUGACGUCUCGCCACUGCGGCGGCUCCGCUGUUCGCUCGCGGGACCACCAGCUGCGCCAAGUGGCAGCGUCCGUAGACAGUUUCCGCGGGCCACUGCCCACACGCAGUCCGCAGGUUAGGGAACCACUACACUCUUGAAGGGUGCAUUUUGUUUCGUUGUAAGCAGGGCUUGUGAUUUUCGGUUGAUAAAUGUGAUUUAUUCGGUGUUGAUCGGCACAUUUUCUUUUAGCAGUUUUAAAGUUAUUUUGUAGAUAUUCGAGGUUUCUCAAUGCUUUUGCGUAUUGAUUUGUUUUAUACACCGUGAUGAGUUGCUCAACGUUAGUUUCUGCAGUGUUGCCUACUUUUUAACAUGCAGGCCAAGCUCGUAUUUAAUAAUAAUCAUAACAAUGAUUAAACAAUGUUUGAGAAAAUAAACAUAACAGUUUUCUCACCGCUAGUGGUGACCUGGCGCUUUCGUACUCGGACAGUCGUUGUCUAAAUAAAUUAAACUAAUUUAGUUUUUUUUAUCACAUAAGUAAGGUUUUUUUGUACAAAUUGCGUACAUUUUUGUAACAUGAAUGGAGCGACCAUUUAAUAUGGGAGGGUGGGGUGUGUGUGUGUGGUGUUUAUUUGACAAACACUGAUUUAAGUUUGUAUCAGAGGUGCAAUGAUCAGGGUCACAACCAAAACUCACAAGCCCUCGUUAACACAUUAAAGUGCGGUCGCUAUCGUACGGCCAUGGGGGGGGGGGAUGGGGAGGGGGGCGGGUUGGAGCGGAGAAACCACAACAACGGGGAUUACAAUUUAAUACCGCGAUGAAGCACAAAGGCAUUGCACACCUGUGGUGGGGUCACGAUGGGGUCACGUGCAGUGCCCGAGGCAUUCUGUGCACAAUGAUCAAUCGGGUAGGACAGGGAAGUCUCGGGGAGACGGCGAGUGGCCACUCCGGGGACGCUGCUGGCCACCAAAGCCCCCCGGGGGAGGCCCACGGCACUGGAUGCAUUACACAGAGGCCUUGAUCCAGCAGUGGACGGGUCAUGGCUGACGAUGAAUUGGGUGAGACUUAACCGUUUGUGCGAGCAAAGGAACGGAUUAGGACGUGUGGCAGUGAGGGACGAGACUAGGGGAGUGGACGAGGUUAGCGUAAGCUGUGAGGUUAGGGGUUGGGAUCGGGAUAGGGAUGAGGUUAGGGGUAGAGAUGAGAUUGCGGUAAGCUGUGAGGCUCAGCAUAUAGUGUUUGACGCGAGGGUUAGAUAUGGGGUUGAGGUUAGGGUUAGCUAUGAGGUUGAGCCUACGGUUUGCGAUGGGGUUGAGGCUAGGGUUGGGAACUAUGGGGUUGAGGCUAGGGUUGGCUAUGGGUUUUGGGCUAUGGGGUUGGGAACUAUGGGGUUGAGGCUAGGGUUGGCUAUGGGGUUGAGGCUACGGUUAGCUAUGGGGUUGAGGCUAGGGUUGAGAACUAUGGGGUUGAGGCUAUGGGGUUUGUUUCCUGCUACAGUUCGCCUGCAGCACCGUCUUUCAGAGAGCCACAGCGCUUCCCGCUCUCGCGCCCGCAAGCACAACGAUCAUCAAUGCAAUGCGUGCAAAGCGGUGAUUGAUGCAACUCAGGAGCUCGCUUGCUAUGGCAAAAUAUCAAAAUAUAUCCGUGGGUAUAAACGCCACCGCCUGUGGUGAACUGGCACCGCCCACAAUGUAGCGGCCAAGGUGAGUCUUCCAUGCUCCGUCCGACUUUGUGCCACUGUUAAGGCCCCGGGGGUGGUCAUGUGGGGUGUGUAGGGGGGGGGGGGAGUUGGCGGUCGGUGUGCAGGAGGGAACGGAGGGUGACUACCUUCCGCUCGCCCCCUGCCUCCCGCCCGGUGGUGAGAGGUGGGAAGGGGGUCAAACAAACGGCAGCUAAAAAUUGUGGAGAAUCGGCUCCGUGCUGUGAAAAGGCUCCCGAGCCGAUAUUUGCACGACACGUGCCCCCGCUCCGGAGUUCGGCUCAAAUUUCCAGCCACUCUUCCUGGGCCGAAAGCUUCCGCCGUCGCCCGCCACGGUGCUGGGGCUCCGAAUCGCCCCGAGCCCAUGGGGCUGGCCACUUCGCCCCAUGUCCCAUGGCUUGUCGGGGUGUGGUCCAUAUUUGCCGCCACUCGCUGCUCUGGUGUGCUCCUGGCCGCCCAGAUGCGCUUGCGCUGCGCUCCCACCUGUGAACGCGUGUUCCUGGCUAGUCACGCCGGAUUCGUUGUCGGUCAGCGGUGCAGGUUGUGCUCAUCCGCACAUCCGAUUAGCACGGUUGGCUACGUACGCUGCGAAAGAAGUUCAACAUACAGGAGUUUCUCCACAGGCAUCCCUCUCCCGUGCCGCAUGCGCAGGUUGCGGUAGAGAGUGGCGUUGCGCGGUCACCACUGGCGCGCACGCACACGCGCGUUUCCCUGUGGACUGCCCCCUGUUGGUGCUAAAAUUCAUGCCGCCGGUCACCCCUGCGGGUGACGAGCAAGCACUGAAAAAAUAUAAGCACAGUCGCGACCGCAGGCAGACAACAGAAGCACCCCCCUCCCCCCCCCCUAGCAUGGGGGAGCACGGGGGAUCUGGGGAACCUGGGUUAAUGGUGCUGAAAGACUGGGCCUGGGGUUUGGUGCUAGAAUUACCCGGGUUGAAGGGGGCUUGGAGAGACCUGGGAUUGUAGUGGGUAGGAGAUCCGGAGAGAGGAUCUGGGAUCUCCUGUUCAUCGCCCCCGGCUGCUUUUCUCACAGACGAGGCCGAGCGGCGCAAACUCCCAAAGCGCCGCCGCUCCCUCCCCCGCGUCGCGAGCCACCGGCGGUGGACGUGGCAAGCGCGGGGGCUUGGGUCGCAAGUCGGAGUCGGAACGUCGCUCUCCCGUGUGCUGGCUGGUGGAGGGGGGGUGCGCGCUGCUAAUCCGCACGGCAUCGCUCUUGCAUGCAACCGAGUCCCCCGUAGUCGCCCCGUAGUCGUUGCACUUUAGUCGCCCUUGUAGUCAUCGCGUAGCCGCCCCUCCCUGGAUGUUCAUAUCUUUUGCCGUUUCGGUGACCGUACUAAUCGCGAGGCCUGUGACGAUUUCACCGAUGAGGGACGGUUCCUGACCGCUCGCGAAAGGGUUCGCCCGAAUGGCACGCGCGCGCGGUCCCAAGUGGCGGACGACGUUUGGACGUGUGCGUACGCGCAUGCACCGUCCGGAUCAUGGAACGGGUGACGAAACGAAACCUAAUGUACGGGACGGUCAAUUGCAUGGAGACCGAUCACAUGAGAUUAACAAUACGGACACGUUUGUUGUCCUAGCACCGCACCUCCGAUUAGCACGGUUGGCUACGUACAGCGCGAAAGAAGUUCAACGUACAUACGAGACGUACGCGGCAUAACGUGUGAAACUAAACGCCCGAAGUUCAAGACAAUGCAAAUGAGACGGGACACGCGAGAGAGAUUACAUGACGUUGGCAGUGCAAACAUGACCGACACGGCAUACGAGACGAAAAGUCUUAACAGCAAGAGAAUGCAAAUGAGACGGGACAUACGCGCACAGCUAUCAACCCACAUGGAAAUCUCACCGAGUCUCAUGACACCUUUUUCAAGAGGGUCCUGCAAAGACUCGGUAGGAGGAGUCUCCAUCAGCUGCCGUGCAGAGGGAAACCUUUUGCCAACGCGGAUUUACGGAGCGCGAGUGUCGCCAAUACCAUACCGUGUGAACCCUUACGGGUUAUACCCCGUAUUCCUGUACAGGGAAAUUGAGUGUUUCAUGUCCAUACCGCGUACAGCCGUUUCAAUACGGGCAAUUUUUGGUUGAACACGUCGGCUUUCGCGGCCAAUAUCAUCUAACCCAAAAAAAAUUCUUGUGAACGAGCAAUUUUCUUUUCUGUGUUUCUUUCUUCCUUGUAAUGGGACUUUGUAGCAUGAAUGUUGAGGUCUAUAAGGACACGGGGUAAUCAAUAAGGUCUGAAUUGGUCUGUAGUAAUAUUGACAGGUAUGCAAACGAGAUGGACAGGACAAGACGGUACAGAAUGCAGGACACAUAAACGACAACACGAACAAGAUAUGGUACAGACGAGUCCGCAAAGAAACAUCGCGAAACAAGUGAUCUGGUGAUGCGGCUGCUGCUGCUGCGUUGUCAGUGAUGUUCAAGCACAAGUGGGUGAACAACACUCAACACGUUUGUCAAUAACACUGGCAUUCAACGUUUCGGGCAAUGGCCUUUCAUAUCGCGUCAUUUGAAGGGCCAUUUAUCCCAAAACAUCACCUAUUUUAUAUAUAUCUUUUUUCCAUUUUAAAGCCAAACGGUGUUCUUGACGAACGUGUUGACAUUUUUGGGGGUUUUUUUUUCUUUAAAAAAACACAGAUUAACAGUAACGAUGUUGAUGGUUUUGUGGAAUCGAAUCGUGGCGCCGGAAUCGUGGGAGGUUGUUGGGAAUCGUUGCGGGCCUCGCCAAAUGAUGCCGCACAUUGGGGCCGCAGCUGCUGCUGCUGCUGUUGGGGCCCCGCUAGUCGUGUGAGUUUGCACAAUGAUAGCGGCACAUACGAGGCCGCAGCCACCGUUAAAUAUCGGAUGCGUAGCCUCGCCCUUUUAGCGUUGGGACGUGUACAUUGAUUUUUAAUUGUCAUGGUAUUCUCGUUUCUAAUGUUCUUCCCCCCCCCAACUGUCAUUGACGAAUUAAAAAACACAGUAUUCGA
Messenger RNA from Lethenteron reissneri (Far Eastern brook lamprey), 8259 nucleotides. Its product is annotated as protein tweety homolog 1-like. The record is from RefSeq and is a predicted model, not a curated record. Gene Ontology annotation, cellular component: plasma membrane. Lineage: Eukaryota; Metazoa; Chordata; Hyperoartia; Petromyzontiformes; Petromyzontidae. Gene Ontology annotation, molecular function: intracellularly calcium-gated chloride channel activity; volume-sensitive chloride channel activity.